UUUUAAUGUCAUUCAGGAUGUCUUGUCUCUUAUAGACCACCAGCAAUGGAUAACAUUAAGCUAGGAGCUAAUCUAUAAUGUUAUUCAAAGGCCAGACACAUCGCUUACGGAAACGUGCGAGGAGGUGGGGAACAUCUACCCAGACCCGUAAACAUUCUGCGGUAUAACGGAGUCCAUUUCGUCAGUUGAGCGGUAACCGGAAGCUACAUUUCAUCCCAUCUUUUAUGUGUUAGCAUCUCAUCCUCUAUGCAAAUUAGCCUUAAUGACAGUGUCUAAACUGAAUGCAAAUGAAGCCGAAAUUGUCCCUAAAUAUGCAAUCAAAUUUCCCGAAUUACUAAUUCGGGAUUAACUAUAAAGCUUCUCACUUGUUCAGUGUUGUACCUGAUUUUUGGGAUGUUUCUCUUACAGGCUCGUCAAAUGACAGAACAAGUCUUCACGCAUAUACUUUGUGAAAUAGGUGUGUCGGACUUGUUUACCUUGGGAUUAGGUUUUGUUGUCAGAGUAAAUACACAUCUACUCACAAUUUGGAAGCAGCAGCAGCAGCAGAAGGAGGAGGAGGAGGAGGAGGACAGAUCCUGCAGCUGCGUUGCAGGUCCUGUCAUAGCGCCAUGGCCACUGCGCGGUUCCCCGGGAAGAGUGUGGACGUGGCGGCUAACUGGACGGCCCCGGGGCUGGGCCGGCCGGUGUGCGUCAACGGGACGCCGUGGAUCCUCUACCUGUUGGAGGAGUGCGUGGACAAUGUGUGGGAGUACUGCAGCGUGGUGAUAGGUCUCAUAUCCAUGUUCUGCUUUCUGCUGUCCACUCUGCCGCAGGUCUACGAGGCCUAUCGGAAUGGUAAAGUGGAAGAGGCCAUGUCCUUCGGCUUUCUUUUCUUCCUCUUCAGUGGAGAUGUGACCAGCUUUGCAGGCUGCUACCUCACCAGCCAGCUCCCUAUUCAGGUAGUCACUGUGGUCUUCUACAUCUUCACUGACCUGAUUCUCAUCUCCCAGUUCCUCUACUAUAAGAUCAAGAACAGCUCCAGCAGAAAAAGCCCUGUGUUGAAGUGGCUGUGCUUCAUGUGGUGUGGCGCUGCUACGUUAGUUCUUCUGGCUUUACCCAAACUCAUCGUAGACAAUAGUGCAACUUUAGACACCCAGAGUGCAUCUACCUCAAGAUCGGUGGAAAUCACUGGCUAUGUAUGUGGAUACCUGGCAUCGAUAUUCUACCUCAGCUCCCGUUUCCCCCAGCUCUAUAAAAAUUUCCAGCGACAGUCCACGGAGGGCACCUCUUACAUGUUGUUCGCCCUGGCCAUGAUGGGCAAUGGGACGUACGGGUUCAGCGUCAUCGUGGUCCUGCCUGCGCUGAAGGGCUCCAAACAGACCUUCAUCAUCAAACAUCUGGCCUGGCUCAUCGGCAGCCUGGGAGUCCUCAUACUUGACUUCUUUUUCAUCAUGUACAGGAAGAACUACGCGGCUAAAAGCAGCAAACUUCUCAGCGUCCCAGAGGUGGAGCCUCUGCUGUGUGAGGAAGUGGAACUGUCCGUGUUAUAGGACACCAGCAAGUUCCACGCAGUCAAGAAGGAACUGCUCAGUCUACGAUUUGUGUUAGAUCAUUCUGUGGUGAUUGAUUUAAUCACAACAACUUCAGAGAACGGAGACCUUGCAGACGCAUUGUUCUAGCAGCCAUGUUGUGGUAUACCAGCAGGCAAUUCCAGCGCGCCUUUAUAGCCUAAUUUUAUGCCGUUAAGAUGAUCAACUGUAGUGUGGUUUGCUGUGGUAAUAAGACAGGAAACACUACAGACAAGAUCUGGUCAAUUUGUCUUAACACCGGGGGGAUCGAGUUAAAUUAAGUAUCACUUUAGAGACAUUUCUGUCUGUUUAUCUCAAGGCAGGCGAGUUGGCUUCAACGAAAUAUUUUUCCCAGUUAUGAAUACUGGCAUUUUUGAUUUGAUUUGAUUUCCCCACUGGGAUUACUUGAUUUUGUCUUUGAUGGAAUAACCGUAUUUUGGGGACCACACACUCCCAUAGGAGAUGCCAGACGUCUCUUCACAAAUGCAAGCUUUAUGGAAGAAUGAAGUGCCUGUUAUACUCACAUGUUUCUGACAGUGUCCACACUGCUGUUAGAGGAUUGCAAUAUUAUACUAGGACGCAUGGGAUUUAAGUUUCUUACCUGGUUGGGUAUUUCAGUGCCAUGAAACACAGAGUUUGUGUGAGCACAGUAAUAGUGGAACCAACACUCUGUGACCAAUCUGUGAACCUGACAGAUUGUGUGAUUGUCAGGUUUUUUUAUGGACGGUUAACUGUGGCGAACAGGAAUUUGUCAGGAGCUAAACAUUACAACACUAGACUCUAGUUUGACAUUUAUUUAGCCAGAUGUGUUGGUAGCAGCAGGGGGCCUUCCCUCCACCUAAAAAACAGUUAAUCUACAGGUUUAUAAUGACCUCAUUUCUAUUUCAAAGGGAUUUUCUAUUUCUAUGCUUUCUUGGUCCAAGCUUUUUUUUUUUUCUGGAGAAACACGUUUGUGCCUUUUUUUUAAA
Anarrhichthys ocellatus (wolf-eel) is the source of this 2515-nucleotide messenger RNA. Its product is annotated as lysosomal amino acid transporter 1 homolog. Gene Ontology annotation, molecular function: L-lysine transmembrane transporter activity. The transcript is spliced from 7 exons. NCBI's taxonomy places the organism in Eukaryota, Metazoa, Chordata, Actinopteri, Perciformes, Anarhichadidae. Gene Ontology annotation, cellular component: lysosomal membrane. The coding region runs from base 609 to 1529 and encodes 306 amino acids. The record is from RefSeq and is a predicted model, not a curated record.